This is a messenger RNA of Spinacia oleracea (spinach), 2967 nucleotides long. Its product is annotated as phospholipase A1 PLIP2, chloroplastic. Gene Ontology annotation, biological process: lipid metabolic process. Bases 367 to 2601 code for a protein of 744 amino acids. NCBI's taxonomy places the organism in Eukaryota, Viridiplantae, Streptophyta, Magnoliopsida, Caryophyllales, Amaranthaceae. The record is from RefSeq and is a predicted model, not a curated record. Gene Ontology annotation, molecular function: glycerophospholipid phospholipase A1 activity. The transcript has 5 exons.
GGCGAGGGUUUGUAUUUAGUUUGGUAACCCACAUUAACACAAUAACUUCUUCUUCUCCUCCUCUUUCUCUCUCAUCGUUUCACAAACAAACACACACACAAAGAUUGAAAUACACGUAUUUGCAGCAAAUUCAGCCACCUGCCUUUUUCGCGUUUCCCCCAAUUCUCCUCUUUCUUCAUCUUCUUCCUAUAAAUUAAUCAACAAAUCAAAAAAGUUGAGCUAUUUAUUUAUUCAUAAUACUUGUAUUUCUCAACAGAAACAAUCACUAAUUUAAAACCCCAGAAAAUCUCAGAAAAAACUGAAAAAACCAACCCAGAAAAAACCCAGAAAAGUUCAGAAAAGUCCAGGAAAAAAAUACGAGUAGUAAUGGAUAGUCUUUGUGUGAGAUCUGGGCUACAUGGUUUGGGCUCAACAAUCACAGGGAAUAAUGGGCUUGAUUUAUUCCGGCCCAGCCCAUCUCUCUCUUCUGUCGGAAGGUCGCCGGCGCCGGCGACUAAUGCAAUCUCAGUUGAUAGAACGGCGUCGUGUUCAUCAUCUUCAUCUUCUUCGUUGACAAAGUUAUCAGCUUUUAAUUACCCAUUUAGAUCUCUGUUUUUCGGGGGAGAUAGAAAGCAGAGGUCCAAUUCCAAAGGUGUAGCCUUGGACGACGCCGUUUUGAUGGAGGAAGACGAUAUUAGUACCAGUGUGGGGCCCAGUGAACCAGAGGGGCAAAAUGGGCAAAAUGAGAAUUGGGUUUUGAAGAUCCUCCAUGUUAGGUCUCUUUGGUCUUCUUCCCCAGAGAAGCAACAGCAAGGGAAGGGUGGUGAGGUGGAGGAGAGAGAAAAUGAGGGGCAAGGGCAGAAUGGGAAUUCCACUUCUUGUUCAUCUUCUUCAUGUGGGGAAGAUGAUGGGUGUGAAGUAUGUGAUAAUGAUGAUGAUGAAAAAAGUGUAGAAUUUGAUAGAAAUUCAUUUUCUAAGAUGUUAAAGAAGGUUUCUUUAGGUGAAGCUAAAUUAUAUGCUCAAAUGUCUUAUUUGGGGAGCUUGGCCUAUUGUAUACCUAGCAUCAAGCCGAGAAAUCUUCUAAAACGAUAUGGUCUUCGUUAUGUAACCUCUUCAAUCGAAAAGAGGGAAUUGUUAGCUGAGGCUGAAAAGAAAGAACAGUUAGCUAAUUCUGAACCCGAACAACAACAAUCUGGUGAAUUUAAAAGCAAAGAAAACAACAUUCAAGUAGAGUCGGCACAAAGUGAUGAUCUAAAUAAGAACGAAGAAUCUCGAGUUAGAGAAUUGGCUGCUUUUCAAGUUGCUGCUUCUGCAGCUUCUUUUUUGCAUUCUCGGACUAGAAAUUUCCUUUCCCCUCGAUCCUCGAAAGACAAUGCGGAUCACCACACAGAUUCAGAGAUGGCUUCUUUAAUGGCAACCACAGAUUCAGUAACCGCUGUUGUUGCUGCAAAGGAGGAAGUGAAACAGGCUGUUGCUGAUGAUCUGAAUUCAAUAAGAUCUGCACCGUGUGAGUGGUACAUUUGUGAUGAUGAUAAGAGUGCUACUAGAUUUUUCGUCAUUCAGGGAUCUGAGACUCUAGCUUCUUGGCAGGCCAAUCUACUCUUUGAACCCGUUCAAUUUGAGGGUCUAGACGUGCUGGUGCAUAGAGGCAUAUACGAAGCUGCAAAGGGCAUGUAUCAACAAAUGUUACCCGAGGUUCUCGCCUUUAUGAAAACUCACGGUACCCGUGCCAAAUUCCGGUUCACGGGACAUUCGCUUGGUGGAAGCUUAUCGUUGCUUAUUAACCUCAUGCUGCUCAUUCGAGGUGAGGUCCCGUAUGCCUCGCUUCUUCCUGUCAUCACUUUCGGGUCUCCUGGUGUAAUGUGUGGAGGGGAUAAGCUGCUGCGCAAGCUCGGGUUGCCUAAGAAUCAUAUUCAGGCUAUUGUGAUGCACCGUGAUAUUGUACCCCGAGCUUUCUCUUGUAAUUACCCUAGGGCUGCUGCACAGUUACUCAAGGCCGUCAAUGGAAGCUUCCGGAACCUUCCUUGCCUGAAUAACCAGAAGCUACUCUAUGCACCUAUGGGAGAGAUGUUGGUUUUACAGCCGGACGAAAAGUUCUCUCCACAACACGACCUACUACCUUCCGGAAGCGGUCUAUACCUCCUAACCUACAAGGUCGGUGGCGACGUCGGUGAGGGAGAAAAGAAACUCCGAGCUGCGAAGAGCGCGUUCUUAAACAUACCCCACCCGCUCGAGAUCUUAAGUGACCGCGCCGCCUACGGAAACGGCGGGACCAUCCAACGAGACCACGACAUGAACUCCUACCUCAAGUGCGUGAGGGGAGUGAUCCGCCAAGAACUCAGCCGCGUAAGGAGGGCCGAGAGGGAGAGGCGCCGUAAGGUCUGGUGGCCUCUCGUGAUGCCACGUGUCGCCGCUAGAAGCAUCGUUGUGGGGUCCACAUUGGGCCCGGUGAACGUGGGCCAGGCGAAAAUCAAGUUUGCCGGGUUGGUCAAGACCGGGAAGGAGUCUUUGAAACGUUUUAGUAGGCUUGUUGCAUCACAGCAUAUGCAUUUGCUUGUUGUGCUCUUGUUUCCUGCUAGAAUGCUGCUAAUUGGCGCUUACAGCGUGAUUAAUUACAGUUAAUCACGAUUACGUGUGUGAUUAAUUAUUGGUUUGGGAUGAUGCAGAUGAAAAAAAAUGUACAGAAAAUGGCUUCCCAAAUUUGUUGGGAUUAUUCUUUAUUCAUUUGAGAUUUAGAAGCUCUGCAUAAUUUUUCAUACGUGAAGAGCAGUAGGCAAUUAUUUGUCCUUAGAAAAAGAAAUUAAAAUGUCAGUAAAAAAAAAGAGACAUUAUUUGUAGUUUAUUUUAUUUUCUUCUCUUUAUUGUAAACAUAUGGUAAUUGUAGCUAAAUACAUUGUACAAGUUAGAUGUCAUAUUCAUAUACUCCGUACACGAAUUUGAAAUUACUGUAUGAUACACCGUAUUUAUACAAAAAUACGAAUUUAUUUA